UGGUUUUUACAUGUUUGUGACCUUUCUAAAACCAUUCAAAACCACUCAUUUGAAACAAAAUUACCUGUAUCUGAUUGAGAAAUUGUGGUGUGCAUUAUGAAUACUCAAUGUGGGUGACAAACGGAACAAAAAAAAAGUCUGUGGAAACAAACACAAGAGAGGAAGUGCUAUCGCAACAUGCAAGUGUAAGGACAACACUGAAAGAGAAAAAAUGGCAGGAGUAAACAUGAGCUGAAGAAACUAAACGUCACAUGAUUGAACAAGUCAGAACUUUGUUCUCCUGUUCUUAACAGAAUUCAAAUUAGUCUGUGAUAAUGAUGAUGAGAGUUCAUGUGUGUGCUGUAUGUGUGUGUAAUUCAGUAAACCUGAAAAAAUGUGGGCCUGUGUGUAGUGUCGUCAGAGUGCUCUUUCCUGGAGGGCGUUCAAUCACUUGACAGAUACCGGCUAUACAGUACAUAGAUUUCUCAGUUUGUCAGCAAGGUACAGGGAAGGAGAGGAAGAGAAAUACAGUCAGUGUCCAUAGACAAACAAAUCCUGCUUCAAGGAGACUACAGGACAGUCUGUCACAUAGCCUUAUGCAUGGCGGGCAGCAGCUUUGAGGCCGAGUUCCUACAGAGUCACAAUGCGUACCGCAGACAGCAUGGAGCCCCGCCCCUCACCAUAAACAAAAACCUGUGCCGCUCUGCACAGGCAUGGGCGGAGCAUCUGCUGUCAAUCAGGAGCCUCGAACACAGCAACAAGGACUACGGAGAAAAUCUGUAUUAUGCUUACAGUUCAGCUACCAAAAAACUCACAGGACGCGAGGCAGUGGAAAGCUGGUACAGUGAAAUUAAAGAUUACAAUUUCAGCAGGCCUGGGUUUUCCUCCAAAACAGGUCACUUCACACAGGUGGUGUGGAAAGACACUGAUGAGGUGGGGGUUGGACUGGCCACUGAUGGGAAAACAACUUUUGUUGUGGGUCAGUACCUCCCAGCUGGAAACGUCAAUACUGCAGGUUAUUUUGAAAAAAAUGUCCUACCGGCGGGCACCAAAGUAGACUCAAAGUCCACUGGUACAACUGACAAAGUGGAACAAGUGCAUGGUGCAUCAGGCAUUCAUUCGAAGCAAGCACCUUCAGUGCCUCGUGGUACUGAAAUAUCAGCACCUCGGGGCCAAGGAGGACAUCAUGUGGGAAGCAGCUUAAAGGCAGAUAGCAGCUUUGAGGCUGAAUUCCUGCAGACUCACAAUGCGUAUCGCAGACAGCAUGGAGCCCCUCCCCUCACCAUAAACAAAAACCUGUGCCGCUCCUCACAGGAGUGGGCCGAACACCUGCUGUCAAUCAGGAAACUCGUGCAUAGUAGUGGGGAGUAUGGAGAGAAUGUGUAUUACUCUUGGAGCUCAGCUGGCAAAAAACUCACAGGACGUGAGGCAGUGGAAAGCUGGUACAGUGAAAUUAGAGACUACAACUUCAGCAGGCCUGGCUUCACCUCCAAAACAGGUCACUUCACACAGGUGGUGUGGAAAGACACUAAAGAGGUGGGGGUUGGACUGGCCACUGAUGGGAAAACAACUUUUGUUGUGGGUCAGUACCUCCCAGGAGGAAAUAUCAGCAAUGCUGGAUAUUUUGAAAGAAAUGUUCUGCCAGCAGGCUCCAAAGCAGACUUCAAAUCCACCCCAUCUGCUGACAGUGUUGGACAAGCACUUUCUGCUCUCAGCAUCAUGUCAAACCAAUUGCCCUCAUCAUCUCACAGUUCUGGACCAGCAACACGUAAGAGUCAGUGUCCACAGAGCAGCAGUUUAGAAGGUGAGAACUUGUCCCAGUUUCGUCAGUCUCUUCUUGAAGCACAAAAUAAUUACAGACGGCAACAUGGAGCACGGCCUCUGUCACUGUGCCCCAUCCUCAGUAAAGAGGCUCAGGAUUGGGCAGCACACCUGAUUAGCAUUAACACCCUAAAUAGCAGCAGCAAAGGUUAUGGAGAGACUAUGUCAUACAAAUGGACAUCCACCAUGGUGCCUCCCACAGGAAAAGAGGUUGCUGAAUCAUGGUACAAGGAAAAUAAGAAGUACAACUUUGCAGCACCUGGCUUUCAGAAGGGAACUGGUAACUUCACCCAGAUGAUCUGGGGGUCUACAGAGCAGGUCGGGGUUGGCCUGGCAUCAGAUGGAAAGGGCAAAUUCAUCACUGUGGCCUUUUACAAACCUACUGGCAACAUCACUAACCCUGGCUACUUCCAGGAUAACGUCAAACCUGCUGGGAGGUGAACUGUUGAACAAGAAAAAUUAUUCAGUCAGUUAUACAGUCUCAUGCGUUUUAUCAAUCUAUAUAUAAAUAUUUUUAAUGAUCAAAGAUAUUAAUUGUAUGUUAACAGAAAGUCAAUCAUCUGAAUAUAUGUGACCCUGACCACAAAACCAGUCUUAAGUGUACAUUUUUUCGAAAUUGAGAUUUAUCUGAAAGCUGAAUAAAUAAGCUUUCUGUUGAUGUAUGGUUUGUAGGAUCGGAUAAUGUUUUG
Carassius auratus (goldfish) is the source of this 2489-nucleotide messenger RNA. RefSeq lists its product as uncharacterized. NCBI's taxonomy places the organism in Eukaryota, Metazoa, Chordata, Actinopteri, Cypriniformes, Cyprinidae. The transcript is spliced from 13 exons. The record is from RefSeq and is a predicted model, not a curated record. Bases 580 to 2241 code for a protein of 553 amino acids. Gene Ontology annotation, cellular component: extracellular region.